Arachis ipaensis is the source of this 993-nucleotide messenger RNA. The record is from RefSeq and is a predicted model, not a curated record. NCBI's taxonomy places the organism in Eukaryota, Viridiplantae, Streptophyta, Magnoliopsida, Fabales, Fabaceae.
UACUCUUGCAUAGCAUCAAAGAGAGAAGAGAUAAGCAAGUACAACAAAAGUAGUCAAAUAGAUGAAGCUCAAGUUGACUUGCUUAGUGCUUUGAUGAUGAUGAGAGAACAAGAAGAACAAGAAAAGGGUCAAAGUCAAACAUUAUUAGUCAAUGAUGACAAGUUUCUAAGAGACUCAACUUUCAAUAUUUUUGUGGCCGGAAGAGAUACUAUAACUUCAGCUCUUACUUGGUUCUUUUGGCUUGUUGCUACAAACCCAUUAGUUGAAACCAGAAUUCUUGAUGAAAUCAAAGAAAAUUUUGGAUCAAAUAAUGAUGAAAUGAAGCACAAAGUUUUAGGCAUAGAAGAGGUGAAAAAGCUAGUUUAUCUUCAUGGUGCUCUUUGUGAAUCUUUGAGGCUAUUUCCUCCUAUUCCUUUUGAGAGGAAGCAACCAAUCAAAAGUGACAUACUCCCAAGUGGACAUCAUGUGAAUCCAAGUACAAUGAUCUUACUUUCUUUGUUUGCAAUGGGAAGGUUUGAAGAGGUAUGGGGAAAAGAUUGCUUGGAGUUCAAGCCAGAGAGAUGGAUCUCUAAUAAGGGUAGUAUUGUUCAUAUGCCAUCUUACAAGUUCAUUAGUUUUAAUGCGGGUCCUAGAACUUGCUUGGGAAAGGACAUAUCUUUUAUCCAAUUGAAGAUGGUGGCAGCUUCUAUUUUGUGCAAUUAUCAUAUUCAUGUGGUGGAAGGUCAUCAAGCUAUUCCUAGUCUUUCAAUUGUACUUCUAAUGAAGCAUGGUUUGAAAGUUAGGAUAACUAGAAGACAGUGCAAGUAAUUAUUAGAUGAAUAUAAGUUUUAAUUUGUGAUGUUUAAUUUUAAGAGUUGUAAAAGCUGCUAGAUUGUUACUAUAUAAAUGUGUUAAUUAGAUAAUAAUUUCGAAAAUCCUUACAUAUUUAUAGAGUAUCUAUCUAGUUCAUGUUUGGAGAAUAUGUAGGAUAAUUUAUUCUGAAUUUCUAUUUAA